UUAGGUCGGCCAAUAUGGUGUGCCACUAACUCCCCUGACGGGAUUUAAUGUAAUUAUAGGAUUACAUUUGUCGGACAGCACUGCAGCCGGGGAAUAUUUACUACCAAUGGAGGUGUUUUAAGUGUAUAUACACUGAUUCACUGCGAGGUCAUCUUUAAAUAACGGAACCAUAUAAACAUUAUUAAUCCUGACUUUUUGACAUCGAUUAAUCAACUACAUCGGAAGCUAGAUACAGAACAACCUUCGAGGUAGUAUCUCGAGCGCAUUACGCACGACGGGAGGUACACAGUCGCUCUUCAUUCAGAAGAUGAAAACUCUCAAACCGACACAGAGGGGGAUAUAAAGCAUUACUGCGGAAUACCAAGGAUUUGAACUGUUGCCAGAGCAUCAAACGAGAGGACGAUUAGGAAUCUUGCCAAAAGCAAAAGCUCUUCUCUGUUAUGUCUGUCUCCUCUUUACCGGAAUGGAAACAACUCCUGCUGGAGCGAAAGAGGAGGGAGGAGGAGGAGCGAGAGAAGAGAGAAAAAGAGGAGGAGGCCAAACUCGCCAGCAUGCCUGUUUGGAAGCGAGGGAUCAUCCAGAGGAGAAGAAUGAAACAGGAGAGUUUCGGGGACAAGGAAAGAGAGGGCCCCCUCCAAGUCAAGGAGGGCAGGUCCCCUUCUGAUGCUGUGAGUGACCCAGACAGCGCUACACUGGUGCAGCUGGGAAGUGAAUCACCACUCAGCCCAGACGUCACAGGGCCUUGGCUGGAUGAAGAGUCUAAACCGCAGAGUCAGGUGUUAAGGGAGACCAUCACCCCUGUCCAACAAAAUCCAUUCAUUCGCACGCAUGGCGGGUUGAGAAGGGGAAGAGAAGAAGAGAUGGCUGGGGAGAUGGGCCACGAGAAAGGGAAUGAGCAGGAAAUAGAAGUAGGGAGAGAGAGGGAAAAGGAGAAGGAAAGAGGCCAUGUCAAAGGUCAUGAUGGGGAGUCUGGGAUGGGAAGAGAUAUAGAAUUAAAACUACAGCGAUACAGGGAACGGAGUAGGGGCAGAGAAAGGGACAGAAGUGCUGGAAGAGAAACGAGCCGGGACACCGUGAGAGACAGGGAAAGGGAAUACCCGAGAGGGAGAAAGGAGGAGGAGAGGGAGGAGGGAGACUCAGAUCCUCAAAACCCCAAGUACCCCCAUCCACUAGUCCCAGGCCUUCGUACCAUCAGAGCAGACAACAUCAUCAUUAUUGAACAGGACAGAAAGGGCAGUGAUGAAAGGAGGGGUAGAAGGAGAGAGUGGGAGAGGGAGGUGAUGGAAGAGGAGCAGGAAAAGAGAGACGUAAAGAUGGACCUCAAGGAGUUUAUUUCUGGUGGAGGGAGUGUCACGGAGAUCCGAGCAUCAGAGGUAUUGGUCAUUAAACCCUUAGCUGGCACUGAGGACUGCAGGAGUGGAAGUCUAAAAGGGGCAGGCAGGGAAGGAGAUGGCAAAGAGAAGGGAGAGAGAGAGGCAAAGUGCAAUAAAGAUGGAAGAAAGGACUGUGAGAGGGGGCUGGAGAGAGAGGUGGCGUGGUUGAUGAUGAAAGAUAAAGAGAGGGAGAACUUGAGGGAGAAAGACCGACCACGAACACACACAGCUUCAGAACAAGAGGAUAGGAGAUGUGGUGACACAGAUGACAGUAUCCACAAUGAGAGAAGAGUUAGGGUGAGUGAGCUGCUGAGUAAAUUUGGGGAACAUACAAAGAAAUUCAGGGAACAUCCAAAGCCCCCGUCUCGGUCUAAAAGCUCAGAUUGUUUCAGCCGGCCUGGCAGGGACAGAGACAAUUUUGGUCUGGACGAGGACGAUGAUGGAGACAGGAGAGGGGAGGAGAAACGUGCAGGAUUCAGGGGUGUGCCCAAGCGGUCAUUCAGCUUCUCUGACCAGGUGAUAUGCACAAAGGAGAAUGGCAUGCAGGAUGAGGGGAACCAUGAUAGGAAGGUGGUGGAGAGGACAUGUUCAGACAGGAGGGUGGCGCCUCGGGGAGAUGUAGUGGAGGGGGAAUGGUCAGAGAGGGGAGGCAAGCAGGGGGGCUGGACCCGGUUUUCAGAUAAAGAGCGGGUGGGGAAGCAUAGAGAGGAAUUCAUAAAAACAGAGAGGGAGGAAGAGGGGCAGCCUGAGAGACAGCCUGCGUUGGAAAGUAACACAGGGAAAGAGACUGACCAUGGGGUCGAGAUUGUAACACGAGUGGAGUUAGAAUAUCGUAACACGGGGACAGAGGAACUAACACAGAAUAGGUGUGAGGAGGCAGGGUUUACAAGGGCCUCAGUUAAAAACACAGAGGCCUCAUUUGCGCAAGGAGUGCCCAUCAAACACGAUGGGCGAGAGAGAGCAGUGGAAAGAGAGGUAAAGCGAAUGACAGAAGAAAGAGAGAGAGGGAUGGAGAGGGCGAGGAGCACAGAGAGAGAGGUGGUGGUUGGAAGACAGGCAGAACCUCAAGUGAGGGACAGAAGGGGGUCAGAAGCCAUUAGAAGAGGAUCAGAUGCAAGGGAUGCCAAGAGGAUGUCAGAAGUAAGGGACUGCACAAUGUCAGUUGAAACAACUCAGCAAAACUGUGUGAUCACCCUCUCUGUAGACAGAGCCAGUCCUCCUCAGUCUGUCGAAAGCCAUUACAGACGUGUCUCAGCAUUGACAGAGUGUUCAACCACCUUGCUCAGCGCUGUGGCACACAGAGGAACAGAUUGGCGUAGUAGUCAAGGAGCGCCAGGGAACCAUUCAACCCAGUUAGCACUAUCACAGCACACGGGGGAAUUUAUCAACAAGACAGGGAGAAUCGGAGAGACAGCCAACGAACUUGACAAUCACAAAGGGACCCAAUCAUUAACUCAGGAUCGCAAACGUGUGACGAGGGAGGACACAGAGAAUGUGAGAGGGAGCAAAGCUUACAGGGUGCCAAGUGAGGUGAGCAAGGAGAGCGCACACUCACCUGGCACACACGUGCACAGUCACGUCUGCCCCGAAAUGCCCAUCCAGGAAGUGACCCCUGAGUCUCCCAAGUCUCCAAAGCACGUUGCCUCAGUUGGAAUCCCUCCAACGCCACUUGAGCGACACAUACCCAGGACAGUGUUCUACGGUGUGGGGGAGGUAUUAGAAAACAAAAGGCCAAGCCUCCAAAGCGACGACGACCAGAGCUGCGAAGGAGAGGGAGGGAAAGGUGUGGAGAGGCGGGAUAGUUGGAGGAUCGGCAAGCCUUUGUCUCGUAUCGAAUCCCUGCGAGAGAAAAUCCGGCAGAGGGAGAAGGAGAGGCUGAAGGACACGGAGGGAGCGGUAGCAACGGGGGAUGAUGGAGAUGCGACUGAGGGAAUGAAAAGGGCUGGGACUAGAAGGGUUAGAAGAGCUUCAAGUUCAGAUAGGUGUGAUGAAGGAGAGAGGGGGAACGAAAUGGGGCGAGAGAGACAGAGACAGGAAGGCUCUGCACAGCAGACAACAUCCACUCAGUUUUACGUCACACAGGAAGCGAGCGUGUCAAAAGCCGACCCUGAGCUUCCUGUUCCUCUCUCAUUCUCGCAAUCUGUCAAAGGAGAGGAAGAAAGCGAUCACACGAUCGAGAGAGAGGAAGAUCCAAUAAAACAUGUAGUAGAUGAGUUACGGUGUGACAGGGGUCGGCAGAGAAAACAGGACACCAGAGGCAGAGGAGGAGAAGUAGCAGAGGAUAAACUCUCGGAGGAAGAGGACAGGUUGCAUUAUCUGCCUCCUUCACCCUCUCCUUCACCCUCAGACUCUUUCUCCCCCUCUCUUGCUGAGAUGAGCCGGAUCUAUAACCUGAAAACAGUGGGGUCCAGGACGGCGGUGUGCAUGAGUGAGAGGACCGUGGAUAGGCCUAUCCCUAUACAUACACCCAACGUACAAUCCCGCAUAUCAGCAGAACAACAGGAGCCAAGCAGUCUGGAGAGAUCCGUUGGGAUGCUGACACAGAAGCAGCUGUGGGGUGGUGGUGGGGCAUCUGGAAAUAAGGCCUCUUGUGAUGAGAAUUCCGAACUUCAGAAAAUACAGCGUCAGGUGGAACAGCUUCAGUUGCGAGAACAACAGGAAGUACAGAGACUAUCACACGACGACAACGCAGCACAGUCGACUUUUAGUAAAAAAACUAAUUUGAAAGCUAAAGAGUCUGUAGCUCAGCAAAGCACAAGGAUAUCACACAACCAGCCUAAUAAGGAACCUCAACAGAUGCAUCCGAGGCAAAAGGACCAGCAAACACCUCUAAAUCCCAGAAAAUGUCAGUCUAAUCCGCAGUUGCAUUCUGAAAGGCCUCCUCAAUCCAAUCGUGCCCGAUCCAUUACCAUCAACUCCAGAUCUCUCUUGACCCCCUCUCCUGAGAACUCAUUACACCCAGACCAGGGAGUCCCACCCAGCACAUCAUCCUCCCCAUGCUCACCCUCCCCACCCCAGUCCCCCUCCGUCUCUCCCUCUCCUUCGCCUUCUCCGAUCCAUUUCACCAUCAGAACAGGCUCUGGAGGCCAGCAGGCCAAGAGGGGCACCACCAUCACCAUCACCCCAAGGAAGCCUGUUGGAGGGGCAGCCGUGGAAUCGGUUUCAGUAUCCUCAGGACCCUCAGUCAAGACGUCUACCAAGUCCCAGAUGCCUGUCCUAACCGAGAUAGUAGAGAGAGGCAAGAAGAGAUACCCCACUACGGAGGAGAUCGAAGUGAUCGGCGGAUAUCAGAACCUGGAUAAGUCUUGCCUGGUCAAGACUCCCAAAGGGACUCCCAAAGGGGUGAAGGUGUGUUUCGACGAGACCCAGCUGGAGCAGGUUUUUGAAUACCCAUCAGAGGCCUCUAUGAUAGCCUUUACCCCCUACCCCAUACCAGGUCAGGAGAAAGGGAAGGAGGAUGAGGUGCAGGAGGAAGAGGAGGAGGAGGAGAGAGGAGUGUUUGUGUCAGGGAGCAGCAGGAACGUGGGAGCAGCGGCUGGCCUGAGAGUGCUGAGAAUAGAUGAGUCUUGCCAUCGGUAGACGUCAGCUCGCCAAAUAGCCCAAGUGAUGUUUCAUAUUAGAUUUUUGUUUCCUGUAUUUUGUUUAUUUAAAAUGAUAUAAUUAAUGUUGGUAAUCUUUUUUGAUGUUCAAUGUUUUAUUUUACUUAGGGUCAGGGACUAUUGGUUUUGAAUUUAAAAAAUGAUGGUUUUGAGCAGUUUAUGAGUUGAAUGAUGGCGCAUGUAGCGGAACCUGACUGGACUUUUUAUUUUACUUCUCUAUUUCAAGGUAGAAGUGCAAAGGAAAUAUGAAAGCACAGUACAUAUUGUAGCCUAUAAGUUUGAAUAUAUAAAAGUGUAUUUUUACCAUCAGGUGUGUACUGUUGGGGGAUGAUCACAUGUCAAUGCAAGUUAGUGGAUUACUACAAAAGCCCAUAAUGACAAAGUGAAAACAUUUAUUUUUAUUUUUACAUUUUACAUCUAAUUUACACGUAUUCAUUCACACCCCAGAGCCAAUACAUCCAGCUCUUUCAAGUUGGUUGUUAAUCAUUGCUGGAAAGUCAUUUUCAAGUCCUGCCAUAGAUCUUCAACCCUAUUUAAGUCAAAACUGUAUCUAGGCCAUUCAGGAACAUUCAAUGCCAUCUUGGUAAGCAACUCCAGUGUAUAUUUGGCCUUGUGUUUUAGGUUAUUGAUUCAGAGGGAAUGGGUUAAAUGCAGAAGACGCAUUUCGGUUGAAUGCAUUCAGUUAUGCAACUGAGUAGAUAUUGUCCUGCUGAAAUGUGAAUUUGUCUUCCAGUGUCUGUUUGAAAGCAGACUGAACCAGGUUUUCUUCUAGGAUGUUGGUUGUGCUUAGGUCUAUUCCAUUUAAUUUUAUAAAAAAAUAUAAAAAACUCCUUAGUCCUUUCCAAUGACAACCAUAUCCAUAACAUGAUGCAGCCACCACCAUGCUUGAAAAUAUGAUGCUUUUACACCUGCAUUGUUUGCUGUUUGGGGUUUUAGGCUGGGUUUCUGUACAGCACUUUGAGAUAUCAGCUGAUGUACGAAGGGCUAUAUAAAUAAAUUUGAUUUGAUUUGAUUUGAUUUGAUGAAGAGUGGUACUCAGUGAUGUGUUGUGCAAUAUGGCAUUGCAUGUUUUGGGAUAUCUUUAUUCUGUAUAGGCUUCCUUCUUUUAACCUUUAUUUAACUAGGCAACAGUUCACUCUGUCAUUUAGGUUAGUAUUGUGGAGUAACUACAAUGUUGUUGAUCCAUUCUCAGUUUUCUCCUGUCACAGCCAUUCAACUCUGUAACUGUUUUAAAGUCAGCAUUGGUCUCAUGGUGAAAUCCCUGAGCAGUAUUUUCUAUUAAAAUUGUUUAAAAAUAUAUAAUAAUUACAAACAUAAUUUCAAUUUGACAUUAAAUUAGGUAUUUUGUGUAGGCCAGUGACAUAAGAUCUCAAUUUUAAAUUCAGGCUGUAACACAACAAAAUGCGGAAAAAGUUGAGGGGUGUAAAUGCUUUCUGAAGGCACAGUAGUUUCUGGCAAACCAUGGCUAUAUGUAACAUGAUGACAAUGAACUUUUGUUCAAUUACGGUUUCUGUUUGAACCACAAAGUGGAUUUAAGCGAGACUUAAUGCACAUGAUUGAAAAACCUGACGAUACAUGAUGGAAUGAUCACCAUUACAAGUUUUUAUUUUUGAACCACUAGUGGAAUUAAUGUGGUAGGAUGAAAAACAGUAGUCUAUGUACUGUAUCUAUAGUACUUUGACUGUAUAGUUUUGAAUGGAAAAUGUAUUAUGUUUGGGUCUCUGGUGUUAUUAUGUAAGACUACAUACAUAUGUGUGAUAUGGGUGGGGAAAAAAGACCAUGAUUUUCAGACAUUUUAAUAUAUAGAAUGGUCCUUUGGAGUAUGGAUUGUUGACGUAUAUUUGACAUUUGUAUAUAAAAGCAUAAUUGACCAAUAAUUAAUCAAAGUUGAUGGUUUGGCCUUACCCAGGUCUCCUUAAAGACUCCCUAAUGUUUUAUCUGUAGGUGCUACAAAGAAAACAUUGGUGUCAUAGGAAGCUUCACCGCUUGCUUUGUAAUAUGAGUAGCAUUUUGUUGUCAAUAACAAUAUUCUUAUUAAUUAAUGAAUAUUGAAAAAAAAAAUAAUGUGAUUUAGCAAAAUGUUUAAUAUAUUGUUGAACGUAAUAUACUCUACGGACAUAUCAAAGUUCCAGAGUGGGAUCUCUGCUAUUUUUAGAGUUAUGAUCCAAUUUGUAACAGAGUGAAUGGAUGAAAAUGGAUUCAAAAUGGUCACCCUCUUCUGGUGAUUUGCCGGAUGUACAAUACAUUAAAAUAUUAGCCAAAUUCAAAUUGUAUAUUUCAAUAUUUAUGUUUAUAUUUUUCAAUAUUCAUUAAUUAAUAGGAAAAUUGUUAUUGAAAUCAAAAUGCAUCUCAUGUUGCAGAGCAAGCGGCAACGCUUCAUAUUACACCAAGUUUGGCUUUAUGGAGUCUUAAAGGAGGCCUGGUAAGUCCAAAAUGUAAUAAAUAUGCCAACUUGUAUUAUUUCUCAAUUAAGCUUUAGAUACAAAUGUCAACAAUACUUCCUCCAAAAGGACCAUUCUAUGGAUUAAAUGAAGUGAAAAUCCCCCAAAUCAUGGUAUUUUUGUUGGUCCUAGUUCGUGACGAAUCACCCACAUCCAAAAUGAGGGCACAAAUGUUAUCAUGGUUCCAUGAGAUGCUGUAAUCUCAAUUUUAGGUGCUCUUUGUUAUGUGAAAGAAUCUAUCUGAAGAAUAUCAUAUAUAUGGUAUAUCUGAUUUAUGCUCCCAUGUGUGCAAUUUUGAUACUUUGUUUUAUUCUUUCUGUUUUCUAUUGCGGUCGAAGAAGCUGGCUUCAAGAGAGAAAAACAUCUAAUAAAUGAUUUGAAAUUAAAA
Molecule: messenger RNA, 7801 nt
Organism: Oncorhynchus nerka (sockeye salmon)
Lineage: Eukaryota; Metazoa; Chordata; Actinopteri; Salmoniformes; Salmonidae
Gene: ppp1r18
Product: protein phosphatase 1, regulatory subunit 18
Exons: 4
Coding region: 441-4952 (1503 amino acids)
Molecular function (GO): phosphatase binding
Source: RefSeq, a predicted model, not a curated record